Drosophila eugracilis is the source of this 2639-nucleotide messenger RNA. RefSeq lists its product as uncharacterized. Gene Ontology annotation, molecular function: metal ion binding. The record is from RefSeq and is a predicted model, not a curated record. Bases 1 to 2580 code for a protein of 859 amino acids. The transcript has 6 exons. NCBI's taxonomy places the organism in Eukaryota, Metazoa, Arthropoda, Insecta, Diptera, Drosophilidae.
AUGCCAGCAGAUCCUGGAAACAACAAGUUGGUGCCUCCUUACACCAAUCCAGAUACAAUUGUCUUUCAACAUUCACAGAUGGAUGAAGGAAAUGGAAAAGAAGAACUCUACAAAAGUCGCCAUGGGAAUGCAGGUAUCAACGCUGCAACAUCAACUGUCGUUCCCAGGCAAGUUUCAUUAGAGGGAUUUACUAACGCCCUAUCGAAUAUAAAUAACUCGUCAACCAACGAAGAAUCUAAAGAAAAUGAUCCACCCUCAAUUACCUCAUAUAAGAGCGCCAACAAGACGAGAGUGGCAAACAAAGUCUCAGAAACUCCUUCCUCUCGAACCAGUUUUGUAUACAAACCUUUUGACUAUACGCUCCAUGGCCUUACGGAUUUUGAAGAAUCGACCGUUUGUUCAGGGAAAGAAGACAUAUCAGAAUCUAAAGUUGACACUUCCUCUUUUAUUAAAUUAAAUGCUACUUUCGAUAUCACAACUAAAAAAAGUUCAAAAUUAUCUGUAAAUGCCAAGGCACAUCCCAGUGCCGAUCCGAUCAAAAGUCCUGGAACUUCCCAGUCAGAAAAUUGGGAUGCUACUCUAGAAAGAAACGCCGAUCUAGCUGAAUUAUUUUGCUCCACUAUGAGUAACCCAGAGAACAUGGUUCCCGCAUUUCUAGUAGAUGCUUCUGAAUUCAGCAAUUCAGACUCUAUUAGGGAAAAUAGUUACAUAAAAAGUUCGGGAAAUCCUACUAAAAACACUGAAGGGCUUAAGUCAAUUGAUGAUAAGGGGAUCGAUGGCGAUAUAUUGCUGGACUCCAAGGUAAAUAGCUUUAAAGAUAAGACCUCAGAUUUGGGAAAUGUCGAAAGAGAUCCGUUUAAUUAUCCAGCUAAUAAAGGAAACCCCAAAGAAUUAACGGAAACUGUUGGUAAAGAUAAACGUAACCAGAAAUUUCAGAAGAAUGAAUCGAACACACUUUUGGAAUCUGGAAAACUAUCUAAAAAUACCACAUUGGAAGACAUUGACUGUUCUGCUAACAACGCCUUAGAUUCAAAGGCUUUCAAAAAGAGCAAGGAUGCGAUGAACUGUCAAGGACAAAAUAGUGGGGACACCAAAAGCAGUCCCAAUGGUCUUAAAAAGACCUCAGCCAAAGGGAAACACAAUGACACAUUAGAAUCUGGGGAGUUAUCCGAAACUAGCAAUCAACCGUCAGAUGUGGAAUAUGGCGAACUAUCUGACGAAGAUGAUGCACCAAACGAUAUGCCGCAAGAAAAGUCGUUAUGCCAGGUUAGGAAUAUAAUUUAUAAAGGAAAAGGUACCUUAGAGGAUAUCGAAAGGAGCAAUAUGCUCGAGCCCGGUGAGUUAAGCGAGGACUCAACUUUGGAAGAGCGUCGAGAUCGUCUUCGAUUUGAUGAUCUGGAAGAUGGUGAAGUAUCCGGCGAUGAUGUGGAAGUCCCAAGGAAUGUGACCGAAGAAGAGGAUAGUGACACGCCAAUCUGUCGUUUUCACGUCACUAACACCUGCCACUGGGGCAAAAUGUGUCGCUUCCGUCAUCCAAAGGCGACCAACAAGGGCAAAAAUGUUAUGCUUCAAAAUAAGAUUUUGGUCUCAACAGAACUAGCUUGGCCAGCGUAUAUCGUACCCAGUGGCCACGCCUUCGAAAUGACACUAGGGGAAAAACUGAGGCGGAAGCCACGCAGCCCGGGCUUGAACGACAUGGACAACGAUCCCUAUUACUCGCCGAACCAGACAGAGGUGCAGGAUCGCAGUCCUCUGCUGCCCACACCCACAUUCAGAGAACUCUUGAUGGCGCAGAAGUAUCCGAAGUCGCGUUCGGAACACCGUUCAGCGCAGAAGCUUCCGACUUCCUCGAAACCAAAGCCCAUAAUGUGGGAGAGUCGCCUAAGCAGUAGUUCACCCUCUACGACUAUGCAGGAGUCACCCUUGAGCUCUCCUCCCUUAAGGACGCCCAGGUACACCAAGCAUAUACGUUCGGCUAAUCGGGCAACAGAAGCGCCUUCAAAGCCGUGCAAGUGCUCCAUUAAACGGCAUCGUUCUCCAAGCCCUCCAAGGUCCUCUUACAGAAACAAAAGAGGUCCGCCACGCGGUCCGACUAUCUGUUCCACCGUCGUACGUCCUGAACCGAAACGUUUCAGAGACAGCACUAGUCCCGAUUUUAGUGACUCCUCUGAUUCGUCUAGCUAUAAAUCAACCACCGAAAGCUCGGAGGAGUUCUUGUCUUCAUCUGAAUCAGAUACCAGAAACAGGCGACGUAGGAAACCCAGCUCACGGUCAUUCAGAACAUUGGAAAAAUAUCCAUCAAGAAAUGAGGAAAAGCAUUUCUCGCGCACACUAAAAUCUUCGAAUUAUUCAGAAAAUUGUACUCCAAGACGUCGAUCAAACUCUCGAAAGCGGUUUUCCUCAUGUACUCCGGCUCAAAAUCGGUUGCAAGUUAUUCCCAGUGCCCCCAAGAAGUGCAGAAGCCCCUUGGAUAGUUCCUACAAAAGGAUAAGAUCUCGACAGAAGUACUUGCUGAUGAAAAUCCUACGAGUGGAGGAGCAAAUCGCUGAGAAGAAGAGGCAGCGAAGGAAGGCUUUUUAAUCAUAAUCACUUCAAAUAAGGCUCUCUAAUAAACUCAAGUUUAUGAUAUUAACGUUAAA